Messenger RNA from Colias croceus (clouded yellow), 3474 nucleotides. RefSeq names its product sec1 family domain-containing protein 2-like. Lineage: Eukaryota; Metazoa; Arthropoda; Insecta; Lepidoptera; Pieridae. The record is from RefSeq and is a predicted model, not a curated record. The coding region runs from base 133 to 2088 and encodes 651 amino acids. Gene Ontology annotation, biological process: intracellular protein transport; vesicle-mediated transport. The transcript has 9 exons.
UUUAUCUUGUCAAUUUUUCAUUCAUCAAAAAAGCAUUAAAUUUUUCCAAAUUAUGAAUUUAUAAGAGUAAGAUAGAUAAAGAAGAAUCUCAAGAAACGGUGUUAUUUAUAAUGUAAUAUAAAAUUCGACAAAAUGACGUCCGUGAAAGACUUUGGGAAGGCUUGGUGGACAGAAGUUUACAAUCGGAUUAUUGGUGCUGUUGUAUUCCUUGAUGACUAUAGCGCUGAAUGUCUUCACUGGUAUGGAGGGCUGUUUGAUCUUUUGAAUGGAGGAGCAGUAGGAGUCAAAACAUUAUCGCCGUUUGAAUUCUGCAAGAAAGAGCAUAGAAAAGCUGUGUUCAUAACACAAGCAACUAGCACGCAGCUACAAACCAUUAAGGAGAUCAUUCGCAACAGUGACUUCACCCACUGCAUAUUGAUAUCAUGUGCGAGUCUCGAUGUGGUCUACUUGGAGUUAAAUGAGGGUAAAGAUGUAACUGAUGCUAUAGCCUCGGGCAGGGCUCCCUCUGAGGCAACUAAGCAAUUGGAAGAAAUGCUUUUGGACUGGAUUGGUAAACAGCCCAGUGCAGUUGAAGCAGUGUACAUUCCAAUAUUUUCAAUUUCACCUACAAAUGUCAUAUUUCUGACACCACCAUAUCAUAGCAUGUGUCCCAAAUAUGGAGGGAAACUAUUGCCAGAUUCAUCAUCAAUAGAUCUGUAUUCUUUACAAAAUGAAGAGAGGUCCAUGCUUAGAAGAUUGGCAGGUGGAUUGAAUAGCAUGUUUGAUUCAUUGAAUUAUAAAGAGGAUAUAUUCUACAUUGGGCAGUAUAGUUCGUUGCUAGCUGGAGUGUUGGAAAACUCACCUGUUUGUGUUGCUAGAAAAAAGAACUGUUCUACACCCAUAUCAUUGGUGAUAGUGGAUCGCACGCUAGACUUAUGUGGUGUGACAAGUCACUCAGUGGAGUCUGCCCUGGACAAGAUGAUGGGUGUGCUUCCUAAGUUCCCCGGCCAGUCUAAUGAAAUUGCCGUUGACAUGUCAACGCUCUGUGAAGCCAAUGUCCUUUCUCACCCAGAAGAUAUACAAUUAAGUCCAGGGUGCUUGUUCCAUGCCAACGAUGAAUCCUGCUUGCAAACGUAUGACUACAUGAUCAAUAAAUCUCAAAAGGAAGUUAUGUUUGAUCUCUACAAUAAACUGUCUAAGAUUGAUGUGCAGAAGUCGCCAGGACCAAAGACAUUGUUGAAAGUCACUCCGCAAAGUGUUGAGAAAAUUAUUACAGCGUCUAAAGGAAACUAUGAAAUAAUAACCAAUCACCUGGGUAUAUUGCAACAAGCUCUUGGCUUGGUACAAAUGCUGAAAUCUCCAAAAAGAGUUCAGUUUGACUUGCUGAUGAGUUUGGAAAGGCAGGUCAUAGAAAAUCUUGCUGCUAGCAGGGACUCAACUAGUGUAUUGCAUCAGCUUAGUCACCUGAUAAAAACACGUAAAGAUCGAAACUUGCCACUCGAAAACCUCUUGGCUCUUCUAGUCCAUGUGUACUCACUAACUGGUACCGAAGUGAUGUUCAACAAACAGCACGAAGAUCAUCUACAGGAGACCCUCAGUGUUGCCAUAUUCGAAGACCAUAAAACACUGUUUGCUAAUACAGAUAUUGGACAUAUUGUAACACCGGAGAACUGUGAGCAAGUAUCGAAAAACAUCAUGCACUCUUUGAAAGAUAUUUCAUUGAUGAGGAAGAAUUUGCAAAGGUACAACUCUGUAUUAAAGCCAUGCGAGAGCGGCAUUGGUCAUGAAUACCGCGGGGUUCUGCAGCAACUGGUCGACGAUCUGGUGAAUACUGAACGACCAGACAUGCCUGACCUGCGGCAUAGGAAUGAGGGGAUUAAGGAUCUGCUGCGAAGUGGCCUGAACAUAUUAACAAGCAAGAAACCGAAAGCAGCAAAACAUCCGAUGGACAAUCAAACAGUCAUCAUCUUCAUCAUCGGUGGUGUAACAGCUGAUGAAUGCAAGCAGCUCCACCGCAGCAUCAUCACCAGCGGGAUAGACAACAAUGUGAUCAUCGGCUCCACCAAGUUCGUGACUCCAGUGGAAGCCAUGAAGGAUGUGUUGUUAUAGCAGUGUCGGUUCAAGUGAAACUCGAGGAAGGCCUGGCGCUUUAAGAAACAGAAGUGGUAGCGCUGGGUCUUGGAAUAAAUGGAUUUUAUAGUGAAGUUUAAUGGAUUUGAAAGUGAUAGUUAUUAGUGUAGAAAAAGGAUAGUAAUGUAUGGGUUUAUAUUUAAGGAUAAUAAUGGACUUUCUUGUGUGGUUAAUAAGAUAUUUUGGAUGGAUAUUUCUAAUAAGUUGGAUAUACAUACUAAUGUGGUAAUUGAAGAUAUUGAAAUCGAUGUUUUUAGAAAGUACAUAAAUAAACUUAAUGUGUUGGAGUUAAAGUUUGAAGCUUAACGUUUUGACUCUUUGCUUAACCUAGGUAUGAUUAUGUAUGUAAUCUGUAUGUUCUUAUUCUUAACAGGACAGUGCAACUCUUUGUGAACACAUUGCACUAAAUAUUACUGAAUAUUUACUGUAUUACGUAUAUUAUGGUAUAUAUAAUAUUGACUAGUCUCUAUGAAGGUCAGAGAGAAGGAUGUACAUAAUAGUUAUUCUAAGUAAAUAUGAGAAAAAUAGAAUCAUUUAUCAAUAAAAAAAAUGUUUAAUUAUGCAAAGUUUUAUUAAUCUUAUUGUUAUAAUAUUGCUAUUAUGUAUGGCCUAUGGUAUGUAAUCUAAGAUUUUAACCCCUUGUAUUUAAGAAAAAUGUCGUAGUCUAAUAUAUUCUGAUUUGGUUUAAAAAUGUGAUCAGUUCUUUGUUGGAAAAUGUUAAGAUUCCAUCCUGCGUUGCGUCUGAAUUUAUUAUUUGGCGAAAAAUAUGGAAUUUCUUGUAUAAAAAUUAUUAGCAAAUUGGUGUUGAUACACGUGUAUCUUUAGGUAUUCCUGUCGUAUUUUUAUAAUUGAAGAAAAUGAAAGAAGUUUUAUAAGAUUUUUGCUGUAUAAAUGCCUUUUUAUUAGACAUAGACUGUUGUUAAUGAGUAUUUAGUAUUUGUUCGUGGCGGAUAUUUAUGAUUAUUAUAUUAUUAAUUAAUAGUCGGAUCACUUAAAUAUAUCUGCAUGAAAUUUUGAAAUGAAACAACUUGGCUUAUGUGUAACUUUGUUAAAAUUUUAUUCCACCAAUUUCAUUUGAUUGCUUAUUAAUGAUACUAAGCUAGGAGUAAAUUUAUGUUAAUAAAUGUAUUUAAAAGGUAAAGAAUUGAAACCGUACUUUGUAUAAUUUUCCCUUUUAUCGUGCAGAGAGACAGACACGUUACACUUCGCAGACAAAAUGUAAAAUUUUAUUUACGCACUAUUAUUAGUGUACUUUUUCCUUGUUGUAAAUUAUAGGUGUAAUCAUAUUAUUAUAUAAUUAUUACAUAGUCAUAAUUGUGCAAUGCAAUUACAAUGCAAAAAGUAAAUAAAUUAUUAAUUCGUGUG